CUGUCACAAUAGCAGAGAAAACUCUCUGCCUCUGCUUAAAUUCUCUAUGAUUGGAUUCUUUCAGUUUUGAAUUCGUUUAUUAUUCAAAAUUGAGCUAAUAAUUGAGAAUUGUCUCUAUUUUUGAACAAGAAUGCCAGAUCAAGAGGUACCCAUUAAUUUAUUCGCCAAAUUUAUGAACACAAUCAACUAUGCUAUUGAUGGUCCGAUUACAUGGGUGCGAGAAAAAAUCGUGGAACCCAAUCAGAAAGUUUACCCAUGGUAUCACCAAAAAUUUCGACGUGUUCCUACAAUAGAUGAGUGUUACACAGAUGAUCCUGUAUGUUACGCUGAAGCUAAUUUGCAAUACAAAAGAGAUAGGCAAGUUGAUGAAGAAAUUGUAAGCAUUUUACGUCAACGUUUUGAACAUUGUGUAAUAUAUGAAGGUCCUGACCAUUUUAAAAAAUGUAAACCUUUGUUAGAUAUUUACGAAGAAGCAGCAACUAAUUGGUUCAUAAAAUACGGUGAUCUUGGGGCAUAUCACAAUGUAAAAUCGGCUUACAUGAAGCAGAAACAUAGAAUGAUAUGGGAACGUCGUCAUGGACCAGUAGGCAGUGGGGUAAGAACUGAACAAGUGAACGAAUGAAUGUCACCAUUACAGCGUAGUAGAAUUGUACUAUACUUGGAGUGAAUAAAAAAUCUGUUAUUAA
Molecule: messenger RNA, 686 nt
Organism: Coccinella septempunctata (seven-spotted ladybird)
Lineage: Eukaryota; Metazoa; Arthropoda; Insecta; Coleoptera; Coccinellidae
Gene: ND-PDSW
Product: NADH dehydrogenase [ubiquinone] 1 beta subcomplex subunit 10
Exons: 4
Coding region: 131-622 (163 amino acids)
Source: RefSeq, a predicted model, not a curated record